Molecule: messenger RNA, 826 nt
Organism: Guillardia theta CCMP2712
Lineage: Eukaryota; Cryptophyceae; Pyrenomonadales; Geminigeraceae
Exons: 10
Coding region: 12-650 (212 amino acids)
Source: RefSeq, a predicted model, not a curated record
AGGUGCGAAGAAUGGAUGAUACGAUGAGGAGGGCGCAUGCAGAGUUGGCGGCAACAAGGGAGGAGGAGGAAAGCUUGAGGCAGGAGCUGCAGGAGCUCAAGGAAGAAGUCUCCUCGAAAGCCCAACAGAGGCUGCUCCUUCAAAGUGAGGUGGUGGACUUGAAAGACACAGUUAACAGGAGGAAGACUGAGAUCGACGUGAUGGAGACGAAGCUACGGGAGCUGGCAGAGCGAGAGUCCAAGCUGAGGGCGCUCGAGUUGGAUGUCCGCUCCAGGGAAAGUUCGCUUGCUGAGCGGGAGACCCGUGUGAAGGCAAGGGAGGAGUGGGUCGCCAAGCGAGACGGGCAGGUGAAGGCAGUGGAGGCCGUCUUGCUAGCCCGGGAGAAGAAGGUCAGAGAGAUGGAGGACUCGAACCAGACCAGGAGGUCAGACAUGGGAAGCGAUCCGGAGAUGUCGAGGUGGGCGGGAGGGUUCAGGUCUCCUUCCCGAAGUCAUCCGGCACCUCAGAGCCCCUCUAGAGCUCGGCCAGGCUCGGCCAGCAUGGCGUCGAGCUCCGCUGCCGCUAUGCCGAGGGUGUCGCGGGACACGACGCCCAAGAGAGGAAGCGGCGGCAGUUCGCACAUCCCAACGCAGUACGUGAACCCUUGGUAACCGAGUCUUCCGCCCAACUUGAUCCGCAAAUGAUGAGCUUCUAACCCUGGCAAACUUCGGACUGCCGGCCGCCACCGCCGGCCGCCCGGCUCGGCCGCAGUCGGCUGCCAGGCUCAGGGCAGUGAACUUCGGAACGCUCGGCCGUCGGACCGUCACCCCGGCGCACCGGCGGUGCC